AAGUGAAGGUUGCUAAGGAGCCUCUCUGAUAGCCUAACAUUCAUUGGAGAAGCAUUAUGUAAUCAAUUUUCCAUUAUUUCCCUGUUUCAGCUAUUUGAUGGAGCUUCGACAUUGUCGGAUUCACAUUUCUCCAGUAUUGGGAAUCAGAUUGAUUAUCCUUGCUGGCAUUGGCUCGUGUGUGUUUGUUUCUUCCUUUUCAAGUGAGGUCAUUUUUUUUUUACCCUUUCUACCUUUUAAUGAUGUUGACUGUCAUAUCCUUGUGGUUCUGUUGGUUAUAAUGUCCUCUUAUUUAAAUUGCUCCUUUCUAGACAUUGGCUCCAAAAAACUACAAACAACCUUUAUUUCUUUCCUAUUUGCAAUCCACCUCUUGUAUGUUCAUCCUCUCUUAUUUUCAAAAUUCAGGAGGCUCUGCAUAACUCAAAUGUUGAACCGAACGCAGCGCAUUGUCCUGAGACAUAUAUUUCCAAGUCGUAUUUCAAGAAACAUGCUUACCUUCUUGAUCCAGAUUUUCAAGAUUUCAUGGCACACGAACUUCACACUGGGUCAUGUGAAGCGUUGCAAGAUAAACUCAAUCUUGUGCCAAGAUUGUCAAUUCUGCAUCAGCAUCUGAUUGGUGAAGGUUCUCAUCGUCGUCUAUCUUCGUCCAUCAGAUUUAAAAGUCUUCCAGAGUCGUUACCUGAGGUACCUGCACACUUUUGUGAGGCCAUAAUCAUUGAAAGACUACCUUCUGGAGUCUUUGCAGAUCCAUUUGAGCUACAACAUCUUCUCCAGCGUGGUGUGUUUGCUGAUGCAGCUGUUUUUGGAGACAUAAAUUUGGAAUUGCCUUCAUUUCGGUCAAAUCGGUCCAUUGUUGAGAUUCACUUGGAUAUUGGUCCUAAUAUAUUAUCAGGACACAAAAAUGAAGUCGAAAUUAACAUUGAACUUCCGUUGCAUGCACGAUAUCCGCCCCUAGGAAAACGUGGCUUUUCAGCAGUUCAGUUUGGCUUGCCCGACUUAUUUCUGCGCUGCAGCAUUGAAGGAAAGUCGCAUAAUGAGAGCUGUUUAUUUAUGUCAACCCACGGAGGAGCUGAAUCUCAGGUUGUUGCCGCUGUGUGGGAAGUACCUUGUGGAAUUAAGGAACAUGAAGGUGUUGUCUCUGUUAUUACUUUCAUCACAGCAAUUGUAUCAGCUCUUCUAAUUGUUUUAACCUCCAUUCAUUAUUCAGAUAUCACAGACUGCAAUCAUUUGAAACAAUCUUGAUUCUUUGCCGAAUCUUCUUCUUUUCGUUCUCUUUUUUUCUGAAUUUUCCUCUUCCAAUGGAACUCUCUCUUGAAACAUUUCCAGAAACUCAAGCCCUAUUUCCUCUUCUUCUUUCGUAGGUUCUUCUUGCAGCCUUAUCCCUUUUAGAAAUUCUUCUUCCCUUUACAUGGAACAUGUUUUGUGGCUUGAUGAUUCUCAAUGUACUUAAAGAUUAUAGUGGAUUUAGCUGUAUAACUCCUGUAGUUGUAUGCUCUUUUCUUCCUUGUGAUUUGCUGUCCUCUUUAUUGUCAUUGCAUUUUCUCAUUCUUGAGAUAAGCUAUUUGAAUUGGUUUGUCAUAAAUUC
Ilex paraguariensis (yerba mate) is the source of this 1582-nucleotide messenger RNA. NCBI's taxonomy places the organism in Eukaryota, Viridiplantae, Streptophyta, Magnoliopsida, Aquifoliales, Aquifoliaceae. The record is from the annotation of a GenBank genome assembly.